Messenger RNA from Cylicocyclus nassatus, 3822 nucleotides. The record is from the annotation of a GenBank genome assembly. Lineage: Eukaryota; Metazoa; Nematoda; Chromadorea; Rhabditida; Strongylidae.
AUGGACUUAUUUGCUGGUAAACCCGUUAUGGGCGCUGGUUCGACAGAACCCGAGGUGGACGAUAAGGCUGUGAAUGAGGAGACAAAGCUGAAUACAUCUUUGAAAGAAGAACUUGCCACUUUUGAUCCUAGAGAAAAACACACAACAGUAAACAGCGCUCCAUCAUCAACAACUGCUACAGAGGCAGAGGCACAGUCGACGACUGCGAAUCCGCCCAACUUAACUUCCCAGAUUGCCGCCACCGCGACAGAACCAAGAGCGGAGAUGGAGACCUCAGCUCCAGAAGUCAAUCCAACAUCCGAAAUUCCUGCACAGGAAGAAUCUACCCCCUUAGAAAGUGAGAAUAAGACUGAAGCGCCAGCUACAACAUCAACUUCUAGUUCCGAACCUUCUAGUUCUCCUUCAGUGGGAGCUGAGAUAACCGAGCCAGGUAGACUGGAGGAGACUGGAGGAGUAGCAGAUACCGAAGUGACUACAACAGCGACAAGUGCUCCAGAGCCAAGUUUCACUACCAGUACUGAAGCAACUACAGAAGCUCUAGUAACGGGAAGCGUCAAAGCAAUCGAGACUACACUUGCAAUGAUGGAGACGGUAACCACGACUCCUUCGACAGCGAAGGAAACGACAACAAUUGGCUCCGACGCUGAGAUACAAGAGGAAGUAGAAGCUUCAAGUUCGGUAGCUUCAUCAACGUAUGCCACGAAAGCAAUUCAUCACGAUGCUGAAGAAAAACCUCAAAUAGAUUCUGUCAUUUCGGAAAACGACGGACUACAAAACUCCGCUGACAAGAAGCCUCGAACAAAAAUUUCAACCACCUCGACAACUUCAAUACCAAAAAUUCCGUCCGCCACAACAGAUACCUCCGUAGAUUCGGCUGCUUCUAACUCUGAGGUCACUACCCAUUCAGAAGAUUCAGGAACAACUUCUGCUGUUCCUCUUGUUGGCGAUGGCUCUUCCACAACAGAGAGUAGAACUACUGAAAAUUCUGGCACAUCGACAGUUUUGAGAACUUCUGUAGUUCCUUCAGAAUCUACACCACUAAGCAGUACUGAAGCAGUGACUGUCACUUCUGAGCCUAAAACUACUACUGUUUCGGAAAUCUCCACUACAAAAGGAGAUAUCCACGCAUCUACCGUUUUUGUAACGACAUUGAUUGACGAGGUAGCUCCUGAAAUCACUUCUAAAUCUAAUACUGUUAGCGCUAGUUCUGCGACAGAGGCAACACAGACAGAAGCACCUCCAGCUCGUUCUGUAGAUACAGCUCCUAAUGCAGAAAGAUCUUAUCCCACUCUUAUUACAUCUGUAGGAGUAACGGAAGUAACGUCGCCAAGUUUGGCUGAUUCUACGACGACCACUUCAACACUUCCUUACAGUUCAAGCACUUCGGGAACACCUAAGGAAGACUCAACGCAGACUUCUGUAGAAACAUCAACUACUGCCAGUGAAAGUCUUGCUACAGAGCAAAGUUUGACCACAACGGCUGCGAAGAAACCUCGGAAAAAUCCAUUCCAACCAUAUCUCAAAGCAAAGGUGUUCACGUCAAGGAAAGAAGAAGUAACAAUACCGGAAAUUAGUACCACCACGGAAGAAACAACCACGACUACCAGACUACUCGAGGAUGCGGAUGCAGCAAAACCGACAGAAGAAGAGCUUCCCGAACUGGCUGUUACGGUAGGGCUAAACAGAGAAGGAGUAGUAUCCACAGCUCGUUUUGAUUCACCUACACCAGAGCCUGCGCAUCGUGAUUUGCCAGAACGAUGGAAGGGUCUUGUCCAAAGGCUGAAGAAUAAACUAGCUGAACUCAAGGCAAAAAAGCUACUAUUAGCCUUGACUGCCUCAACAACAACAGAGAAAGCUUUAAGUGAGCCUACAAGUACAGCAGCUUCCGAAAGCUCUACUACUACUGCUGAGUCAACUACGCCUUCCACGGCCGCAGCCGAAAAGAUACAGGAACUAUCCGCCACUAUAGUAGUAGUUUCAAACGAUGCCACUACAAAAUCAACUACUUCUCACCUAAGGUCUUCUUCGGCUGAUGUUACGGAAAGCAUAGGCACUGGAGCACCUUCAUCUACCAUUACUACGACUACCACACCUGUGACAAGUACGCAGCAAGAAGUUACAGAAGAAGAAGGGCAAGGUUCGACCACUCCAGGUGUUUCUGAAGCUAAGGAUGGUGCUCCAGUGACAGAAGUGGUGAGACAUGAAGAUGAUACUGCAUCUGCUUCAACUAUGGCUUUUACCACAACUGAGCCAACAAUUAUUACACUUCAAAAGAUUACAGUUGAGCCCUCGACAGCAGCAGCAGCAGAAUCAGACCAAACGAGCACGUCUGUAGAUAUGUCUUCUACUUUAAUUACAGCAGGGGAAAGGUCGACAUCAGCAACGCCAGCUACAGUAAUUGUGACAUUCGCUGUAAAAUCCGCAAGUUCGGAGGAAGUAAGCGCGAGUGGCAUGAGAACUACCGUCACAACAUUUCCUUCAUCUAGUACAGCCAAGGAUCUUGAUCAAGAGGUACAAUCGCAAAAACCAUCUACGGAAAAAGCUACUACGGAAAUUACUGUCAGAAUCGAGGCAGAUGUUGAUGUGGAGGCAGUCACUGUCAAAACUGAUCCUGAUGCGGCCGCCCCUGAGAAACCACAUACUCAAGCUAAAGUUAUUCCCACGACUUCGAUUUCUUCACCAGCGGAAACGACAGCUUCAGUGAGAGAAGAGAAUAUUUCUAGCGAAACUAAAGCGUCUACUACAUCGCUCGUAACGUCCACCAGUGCUGAAGGGCUACCAUUCAGAACAGAAGCACCUUCCACCGUAAUUGCCACAGUACCUUCUACCGUAACCGCCACAGAACUGCAGACUACAACAGCUGUAGAAGAUCUUGUUCACACAACAUCUGAUCUCAAAAAAUUCACUAUAACAUCCACAGCAACUGAAUCCACAACCACCUCGGAAUCAACUAGCCUGUCAAGCACGGAUCAGACGACAACAAGAGAUGACAACGAAAAGGCUGUCGGAGGAUUCGUGGUUUCGAAAGAUGAAAGUUCAUCGUCUGAGGAAGAUGAGGAUGAUGGAAAAAAAACUCCAGCCACUACCACCACAGCGUCAUCGCCUGAAAAGGCUGUACCGUUCACCAUUCCACAGCCGCCCUCAGGAAAGCCAAAUCUUUUCUCCUCCUUACUAAAUGGGCUCAUCCGAGCAACACAACCACCUACAGCUUCUGCAACCACCUAUACCGCGCUCCAGCAGGCAGCUUCCACGGAAGGACCGGAGAUUGCAAGCACCGCCGAAAUCAAAGUUGUCAAUGACAAACUCUUAGCUGAAAGUGGUGACUUUGAAAAGCGAAUCCGGGAAGAAAGAAUACGUUUUGAACAGGCAAAACAUCUUCAUGAGGAACAGCGACGAUUUGAGCAACAAAAAGAAAGUGACAGCGACAGCGUCCUCAGAGAAGAACUCAAAAGAAGAAGCGAAGAGAUGAAACGACGAUUGGAAGAGCUGAAAGCAGCCGAGCUGAGGCGACAAUCAGCUAUUGAGGAACGGCAACGAGAAGAGCAGGAGCGAUUACGAAAAAUUGCGGAAAAGAAUGAGCAAGAGAAGUUCGCAGAACUCACCUCAACUGAUUCUCCAGAAACUGAAACUGUUACGAAGAAGAUCAGAUAUAGGUUGAGACCUUCUCAGUGUGCUGCAAUCAACAAAUUCACAAGGGUCUUCAAUAUCACAGAUCCAUCAGAGUGGAUAGCAAAGAACUGUCAAUUGGCAAAGAGGUACUUCCCGCAAGCGUCGUGUCCUCAAAUCCAAUCGUUGAUUGAGUCAUGCUUUGCACUUCUUUAG